Messenger RNA from Zasmidium cellare ATCC 36951, 1464 nucleotides. RefSeq lists its product as uncharacterized. Lineage: Eukaryota; Fungi; Ascomycota; Dothideomycetes; Mycosphaerellales; Mycosphaerellaceae. The record is from RefSeq and is a predicted model, not a curated record. Gene Ontology annotation, cellular component: chromosome; nucleus. Gene Ontology annotation, molecular function: ATP hydrolysis activity; ATP binding. The transcript is spliced from 2 exons. Bases 1 to 1464 code for a protein of 487 amino acids. Gene Ontology annotation, biological process: reciprocal meiotic recombination; meiotic recombination checkpoint signaling.
AUGGCAUCGACUAUGCUGUUGAAGCCGACACUCCAUGUGGAGAUCUUGCUCAAGAGCAAGAUGAAGGCCAACCACAAUGUCUGCGAUGACAUCUCGAACCUCAUCAAAGAAGACUAUUCCCAAGUGAAAGUCGGCCAACAGAUCAAUGAUUUCGAGAGCACCCCCAACGCCAAAACCAUCCAAUCUAUCAUUAUUGCGGACUACACAGGCCCAGCGAAAAAGAUCGAAUGGCACAGACUGGAUGAAGUCGAGCUUGAUGUGCAGUCAUACACGCUCAAAGUCGAAAAAGACAUGCCGCACAGGAAGACUCGCAGAAGCAUGAGCCACGAAGACGACGAAGAUGAAGGUCCACAGACCAGGGUGCUGCCACUACCGCACGUCGUUCUCAAAGACGAGUGGGACUCACUCAUCUUCGACGACGCACUCCCAUCGCAACUGCUUCGCUACCUCACACGCAUGCUGGGAGUGAUGAAGCAGCCGGGUCUUAACCUCGCCACGUUCAACUGGAAUCGCCUUUGCCUUCUUCACGGUCCACCUGGGAGCGGAAAAAGCACGCUAUGUCGCGCUCUAGCCCAGAAACUCAGCAUUCGACUGAGUAAGACCUUCACCCAAGCGACGCUUGUCGAAGCCAACACAAAUUCCAUGCUGAGCAAGUACUUCGGAGAGAGCGGCAAGUUGAUCGGGGCGCUGUUCGACAAGGUACAGUCACAUGCCCAGUCACCUUCUACUCUCGUGUGCGUGGUGAUGGAUGAGGUGGAGACGAUAGCUGGCUCUCGCGAGAAAGUCACGUCUGGCGUCGAAUGCAGUGAUGGGCUUCGAGCAACAAAUCAGCUUCUGACUGCUCUCGAUCGAAUGCGAUCUCUGCCAAAUGUCAUCAUCCUCUGCACCAGCAACCUGAUUCACGCCAUCGACCCAGCCUUUCUCGACCGCGUGGACAUCAAGACGUGCGUUCCAACCCCAUCGCCGGCUGCGAUCUAUAACAUCUUUCGAUCCUGCUUGAACGAGCUUGUCAGAGCCAGUCUCAUCGACCUGACAGCCAGCUCAGUGUCUUCUAGCUCUGCCGUAGGAGCGAGCCGCUCUUCACCAUCUCCAAACGGCUCGAAGCGCAGAGCGGUGUCAGUGGCUCCAUCGUCAAAUUCUAACACGACCCUUGAUGACCAGCAAGUCGAGCCCACGUCGCCUCUAUCCGAACCUUCGCCGUCAUCCGCUCACAGCUGGACUGACCUGACUGUUCCAACCAUACCGACUUAUGUGGUGACACAGAUGACCUUAAGCAAGCAGCCAGAUUCGCCCGGCUGGCGUGUCUGGGAAUUGGCAAAGAAGUGUGAAGGCUUCAGCGGCAGGACCUUAAGGCGCUUGCCCAUCCUCGGUCUGGCAAUGUAUACAUGGGGUGGAAAUUGCUCGCUACAAGACGCAGUUUCGGCGUUGGAAGCAGCUGUGAAUGAAGAACUGAAGGUGAAGUAG